Carassius gibelio (silver crucian carp) is the source of this 2125-nucleotide messenger RNA. Its product is annotated as gastrula zinc finger protein XlCGF57.1. Lineage: Eukaryota; Metazoa; Chordata; Actinopteri; Cypriniformes; Cyprinidae. The transcript has 3 exons. The coding region runs from base 210 to 1631 and encodes 473 amino acids. Gene Ontology annotation, biological process: central nervous system development; regulation of transcription by RNA polymerase II. Gene Ontology annotation, molecular function: RNA polymerase II cis-regulatory region sequence-specific DNA binding; DNA-binding transcription factor activity, RNA polymerase II-specific. Gene Ontology annotation, cellular component: nucleus. The record is from RefSeq and is a predicted model, not a curated record.
UAGACCUCAGAGGAAGAAGAUUCGUCUCACGCGCUCUCUGUUGUGUUGUUGUGGUGCUGGUUUAAUACAAACUGUUUUAAAUAGUUUCAGUAAACAGAAAAAUACAGUUUUUGAAUCAGGUCAGUAAAUCUCCGAAAUAUUCUCAUCAUCACAGUCGUGACUAAGUUUUGAAGCAAGGAGAAAUAUAUAGAGAGGAGUAUCAGCUGAAGAUGGAGUUUGUUAAAGAGGAGCUUGAGGAGAACACGAGUGAAAUAAAAGAAGAGGACUCAGAAACCUGGAAAAUAAAAGAAGAGGACUCAGAAACCUGGAAAAUAAAAGAAGAGGAACCAGAAACCUGGAAAAUAAAAGAAGAGGACUCAGAAACCUGGAAAAUAAAAGAAGAGGAACCAGAAACCUGGAAAAUAAAAGAAGAGGAAUCAGAAGCCUGGAAAAUAAAAGAAGAGGAACUGGAAACCUGGGUAGUAAAAAACGAAGAACCAGAAACGUGCAGAAUAAAUCACGAACCAGACACCUGCACAAUAACAGAAGAGGAAAGAGGAGAGUUGAUUGAAGAUAAUGAGAAAGAAGAAUCGAGUGAAUCCGAUGAGGAAAAUCAUGCUAAAAGUGGAGAAAAACCCAAUCAGAAAGAUUUAAAGAAAAGAGCCAAGGAAUCUUUCACCUGCUCUCAGUGCGGAAAGAGUUUCACACACAAAUGUUUUCUUGUGCGACACAUGAGAGUUCACACUGGAGAGAAACCAUUCACCUGCUCUCAGUGUGGGAAGAGUUUCACACACAAAUGUUUUCUUGAGCGACACAUGAGAGUUCACACUGGAAAAAAAACGUUCACUUGUGAUCAGUGUGGGAAGAGUUUCACACACAAAUGUUUUCUUGAGCGACACAUGAGAGCUCACACUGGAGAGAAACCGUUCACUUGUGAUCAGUGUGGGAAGAGUUUCACACACAAAUGUUUUCUUGAGCGACACAUGAGAGCUCACACUGGAGAGAAACCGUUCACUUGUGAUCAGUGUGGAAAGAGUUUCACACACAUGUCUUACCUUAGGAAACACAUGAACAUCCACACUGAAAAGAAAAUGUUUCUAUGUGAUCAGUGCGGAAAAAUAUUUUUGUGGGCUACAGUCCUGAAGAAACACCUGAGAGCUCAUAAAAAGGAGAAGCCAUAUUUGUGUCAUGUGUGUGGAAAGAGUUUUUCACAACUACAAUAUAUGAAAAAUCAUCAGAAAACACACAGUGUUGUGAGAGAGCACUUUAAGUGUUCACACUGUGACAAGAGAUUCAGUCAGUCGUCACAUCUGAAAGCACACGAGAUUAUCCACACUACAGAGGAAACAAACACUUGUUUUGAGUGUGGGAUGAGUUUCACACAACUAGCAAAACUUAAGAUACACAUGAAGAUUCACAAGCGGCACACCUGUGUUCAGUGUGGCAAAACAUUUCUGUGGGCUUCAGAUCUGAAGAAACACAUGGAAGUUCAUACAAAUGAGAAGCCACAUUCAUGUAAUGUGUGUGGAAAGAGUUUUAAAUUACUACAAAGUUUGAACAAACAUCAGAAAAUACAUACUGGUGUGAAAAAAAAGAAUAAAUGUGCUUUGAGUGUGAAAACACUUUUACUUCAGCUUAGAGCUGCACGAUAAUGGUUAAACUGAUAAUCACAAUUAGUUUGAUAACUAUAAUCAUGAUUAUUAACAACAAUUAUUCUAUCAAAAUGGUAAAUGCAAUGCAAUAAAAUUUGAUGUGUCCUUAAACCAACCUCUGCUGAAUACAUGACUUCAUUUAGCCAACUAUGAUAAUGUGAAACUCAUGGUUUUGUAAUCUGUAUUUACAUUAGGUUAUUCUGUUUUUCUUUAAUUGAGAACAAGUAACAAAAGGUCAUCAUGGGAGAGUUACAAAGUCAAGACAAUACAAUUUCCAUACAUUCUCUGGAGUAUAGUGUUGAGUAUAGCAGUGUAUUUCAUUUACAAUUCCCAACCACCAGUCCCUUGUUAGAGCGUCAAACUGAAAUCAUUUACAUGUUAUGGCCUUCAGACUGCUUGCUAAAAGUUUUUUUAAUAAAUAUUGUCAUUGUCUAGAAUUGUUUUAGGAAUUUUUCAUAGAUACAAAGUGAUGAAUAAAAAAAUCCAACUCCUCC